Molecule: messenger RNA, 561 nt
Organism: Bombyx mandarina (wild silkworm)
Lineage: Eukaryota; Metazoa; Arthropoda; Insecta; Lepidoptera; Bombycidae
Source: RefSeq, a predicted model, not a curated record
AUGUGUUUGAAACACACUAAAUUAGCUAAAGCUAUAGGACUGUGUUCGUGUUCUCCGCCUGUCUGCUACGGUGACAUUCCUAUAAAACCGAGAAAGCGCACACCGCUAGACUGUUUGGGCUAUUCGCGAAAAUGCUGUGGCUGUAUCCCUCUCAAGGCAGCCGUAUUACUGAUCUCUUUUCUUUCUUUCUUUUGGGCAGCAUUCGAACUGGUCACGAUUGAUAGGUUCACUGCGAAAAUGUUCUUGAAUCACGAGCAGGUCUUGAGAUACUUCAAGAUGAUCUACAUUUUUGGGACAGUCUGCUUGAUGAUCGCCACUGGAAUGCUUGUUUUGGGCACGCUCGUGGACACCUACAAUUUGGUGAACUUCUACGUGUGGUAUGCCUUUCUGUAUCUGUCCGUUUAUUUUGUGAUGGCAAUGUUCAGUGUCGGUGUGAACGUGAUAACGACUGGCACUAUUUCGAAGAGACAAUCCGUGUGCACACUCUUCACCGUGGUAUGGAGUUGCUUUUUUCUUUAUUUUCUGAUGGUUGUCAACAGUUUUAGAUACACGAUAUGGUAA